AUGGCGGAAAAAGGAAGAUCUACAUACGUACCGCCUCAUAUGCGUGGCGGUGGCGGUGGAUACCGCAACAGAAAUGAAGAUGAUCGUCGCGGUGGAAAUGAUGAUCGUCGUGGUGGAAACAGCGGCUACGACCGACGCAGUGGUUCUCGCGAAGGCUACGGCACUCGUAGUGGCUCAAAUGAGCGUGGAGACGGACCACCACGUGCUACAAACUCUCGCUGGUCUGGAUUUGAAGUUGAUCGUCGUGGCGGUUACAAUGAUGACCGUCGUAGUGGCUACGGAGGUGGUUACGGUCGCGGAGGGGGUGCUGGUAUUGCUCGUGUUAAUGAAUUAGGUUAUCACGGUGAUGUGCGUCGCAACGAGCGAUUAGAGCACGAAUUAUUUGGCGAUGCAAAAUCGUCGGGUAUUAAUUUUGACAAGUACGACGACAUUCCUGUUGAAACAAGUGGUGAAAACGUGCCGGACCCAGUGAAUGAUUUCUCGGAAGAACAACUUGGUCCGGAAGUUAUUCGGAAUCUUGAAUUGUGUAAAUACGCGAAACCUACACCAGUACAAAAGUAUUCGAUUCCAAUUGGAUUAGCGGGUCGUGAUAUGAUGGCAUGUGCUCAAACGGGCUCAGGUAAAACCGGUGGUUUCUUAUUUCCAACUCUUGCUGCAAUGUUACGUGUAGGUGGCACUCCACCACCUGAUGUUGGGCACGGGCGAACACGUAAGAUUUUUCCUGCUGGAUUAAUUCUCUCACCUACGCGGGAGUUGGCAUCUCAAAUUCAUGAUGAAGCAAAAAAGUUUUGCUAUUGUACGGGUAUUGCACCUGUUGUAAUUUAUGGUGGUGCAGAAGUUGGUCGUCAAUUACGGGAAUUGGAGCGUGGUUGCGAUCUUUUAGUUGCUACUCCUGGCCGUCUUGUUGAUUUGAUGGAACGUGGACGUAUAUCACUCUCUUGUAUCCGUUUUUUGAUUUUAGACGAAGCUGAUCGUAUGCUUGAUAUGGGAUUUGAGCCUCAGAUUCGUCGUAUUGUUGAACAAGAAGAUAUGCCUAGAGAACGUCAAACUUUUAUGUUUAGUGCAACGUUCCCACGCGAGAUUCAACGUCUUGCAUCGGAUUUCUUACGUGACUAUAUUUUCCUUACAGUUGGUCGUGUAGGCUCGGCGUCAAAGGAUGUAAAACAAACGGUUGAGUAUAUUGAACAGUAUGAUAAGGAGGACUAUUUGGUUCGUUUUUUAAACCAAGUUCAAGAUGGUCUUAUCUUAGUCUUUGUCGAAACAAAACGUGGUGCUGAUUUCUUGGAAGACAUGUUGUGUCGGGAAGGAUUUCCGGCUACUUCCAUUCAUGGAGAUCGUUCACAACGUGAGCGUGAACAGGCUCUUGCGAGCUUUAAAUCGGGUCGUACACCUGUACUUGUAGCGACGGAUGUAGCGGCCCGUGGUCUUGAUAUUGAUGGAGUGACUCAAGUUAUUAACUUUGACUUACCGAAUAAUAUCGAUGAUUAUGUUCAUCGUAUUGGACGUACUGGUCGUGUAGGAAAUGUUGGAUAUGCACUAUCAAUGAUGAAUGAAAAAAACCGAAAUAUUGCCCGUGAAAUGUAUGAAUUGAUGGCUGAGAAUGGCCAGGAGAUCCCAGCAUUUCUUGACCAGAUGGCUAAUAGUGGCUAUCGUGGUGGUGGUAGCCGCAGCGGCCGUGGCGGACGUGGUGGACGCGGUGGUUCUCGCUUUGGUGCUAGAGAUUUCCGUAAUGAAGAACGUGGUGGUGGUGGAAGUCGUAACGGCGGUGGCUAUGGUGGUAGUGGGUAUGGCGGUGGUUACAGUGGUGGUUACGGUGGUGGUGGUGGCGGUGGCUAUGGUGGUGGCGGUCGUAGUGGUGGCUCCCGUGGUGGAGAGGAUAAUAGCGCUUGGUAG
Plasmopara halstedii is the source of this 1893-nucleotide messenger RNA. Its product is annotated as dead deah box rna. Gene Ontology annotation, molecular function: RNA helicase activity; RNA binding; ATP binding. The coding region runs from base 1 to 1893 and encodes 630 amino acids. Gene Ontology annotation, cellular component: nucleus. The record is from RefSeq and is a predicted model, not a curated record. The transcript is spliced from 2 exons. NCBI's taxonomy places the organism in Eukaryota, Oomycota, Peronosporomycetes, Peronosporales, Peronosporaceae.